AUGGUGGACCCCGGGGGUGUCCCUCCUUUUUCUACCAAUCCUCGCGAGCCCACGCCAGCUUCGGCCGAUCGCACGCCGUGUUUGAGGACGCUGAUCGACUUUGUCGAUGGGUGUAUUGCCGAUCUCACGCGGAAGUAUCCCGCGCAAAGCCGCGAGGCGGCCCUCUCGCGCGUUCGUCGAUCGCUCGCGGGUCAUCUCGAGGAUGGCGUGCGUGAGAUGUUUGUCCAGCGGGUCAACGACCUACGCCGCCAGUGGGACCUCCAGGCCCUGUGGUCCCAGCUCAACUACCACGUCGAACUCCUCCUUUGCGUUCUGUGCGAUUCGCACGGGCCGAAUCGCGGCGGCGAGGCCGCGCGGUCGUCCUGUUAUCGAAGCCCCAACGCGGCGAACCCGCCGCCGCGAAAGGAAGCGGGGAAUUCCCCCGCGGAGGAGGCGAAUUUGGAUCGGUUGUUGUCCACCUACAACGCCAGCGGCCUCCUGCGCCUGACGGAGGAGGUGGGGGGGAUUUCGUUUAGUUUGGUCGACGCCGUCCAGCGCGCGCAGGCCGAGAAUCUACAGCGAAGCAAAGCCCAUUUACACCUAUCCCAGACCCUUUUGAGUGAGGCCCCCAACCCUUUGGCGCUUUGGGAGGGCGAUGGCGGGGGGGGAAGGAGGGGGCCAUGA
Messenger RNA from Phytomonas sp. Hart1, 663 nucleotides. NCBI's taxonomy places the organism in Eukaryota, Euglenozoa, Kinetoplastea, Trypanosomatida, Trypanosomatidae. The record is from the annotation of a GenBank genome assembly.